Molecule: messenger RNA, 1491 nt
Organism: Colletotrichum graminicola M1.001
Lineage: Eukaryota; Fungi; Ascomycota; Sordariomycetes; Glomerellales; Glomerellaceae
Product: PH domain-containing protein
Exons: 2
Coding region: 1-1491 (496 amino acids)
Source: RefSeq, a predicted model, not a curated record
AUGGCCGACACCAAGACGCUGCCCCAGAGGUCGGGCACCAUCAUGACCAACACGUCCAGCGACGAAGCCGUUCCCGAGGUUGACCCCACUAGCACCGCCGGACUCCUUGCAGAACGACUUCAAGCCUGGAAACAUGCUGUCGGAUACCUGGAGGACUACAUGGAGGUCGUUGAGAAGAUCCACAGGGCUCAUGCCAAGGAGUACGAGAAGGCUCUCAAGACCAUAUCCCACCCCUUGAAGGAAGGUCACCAUUUUGAUCAGAGCCUCGGCGGUGUCGCCGGCUACUUCGAGAACAUGCGUUCCAACACUCAGGCGAUUAUUAACACCAAUCUUGAGACGGAAAAGAGCAUCAAGGGAUCCGUUCUUCCCGUUCUUGAACGCCUGCACAAGGAGAUCAAACACAAAGGCAAGGAGCUAGCACACGGUGCCAGCAAGGGCGCCAAGGAGGUUGAGAAGGCCCGCAAUACCACCCAGAAGCACAUUGAGCUCCUCGGUCAACAAACUGCCGCCUUCGAGUCGGCUGGCGGUAAGAUGCACGGAACUGAUGACCCCUACGUCGUCCACCGGGGUGUCUUGCACAGGCUACACAAGCAGGUCCUCGAGGAGAACAACAACCGCAACGAUCUCAUCGCUAUUCAGAACAAUUUUGAAGCCUUCGAGGCUCACGUUAUCGGGGUCAUUCAGCAAGCGAUGGAGGCAUUUAUCCAGCUGACCGGCAGCCAGGCUGAGAAAACUCGCGCCCUCUACUCGGACAUGCUCGGUGCGAUCCAAAGAGUCCCGGCCGACUUGGAGUGGAAGGGCUUCGUCGGCCGCAGUGGCGACCGCCUGGUCAAUGCCAACGAUCCUCCCCGCUCAGUCGAGUCCGUCACUUUUCCCAACAUGGAUCACUCCGCUGUGAAGCCUCUCAUCGAGGGCUCUUUGGAGCGCAAGUCGCGUAACAAGCUCUCCUGGGGCUACUCCACCGGCUACUAUGUUGUUACUCCUGCCAAGUUUUUGCACGAGUUCAAGGACUCUGAUAAUGCCCGAGCUGAUCCCAAGCCGGAGCUUUCCAUCUAUUUGCCCGAGGCCAUUAUUGGGGCACCUAACGGAAACAAGUUUAACGUCAAGGGCAAGGAUAAGAGCAAGUCCAUCAGUUCCAAGCUCACCGGGUCCUCGGAGUUGGCCUUUCAGGCACACACUCCUGCCGACGCACAGAAGUGGUUCGACGUUAUUAAAAACGUUGCGGGAGCGACUGGACCUGCCGAGCCCAACUCAGCGCCCACUUCGACCCCCGUCUCUCCUGUUGUCGGAUCAGACGAGAAGAUGCCUUCAAUUGCGCCCGCCGCAACCACCCAAUCUGGCCACUCAGUACAAGAGGCCGGCGUCACAGGCGCUGACCCUACAGCAAGCCCGGAGCUGCUGAGCCCGGUCGAUGAGCCUUCUUCCAGUGCUGCGGCUGCUCCUGCGGCUACGCCUGCUGCGACGGCGCCGGUUGGCGAGAAGAAAAUCUAG